AUCUCUUUCAAACCCCAGAUUGUGACCGUUCCUGGGUGAGCAGUGGAUCUUUGUCCCCGUCUCCUGAGGCCCUUGAAUGGGACCUUGUUCUGGAAGGAGCCAUGGACCUCUGGCUUUGGUUCAUUUACUUCCUGCCCACAGUAUCUGGAGCCCUGAUGCUCCCAGAGGUCAAGCUGGAGGGGAUGCUGGGCGAAUCUAUUACCAUUGAGUGCCCACUUCCUGAAAUGUAUCAGAGGGUGUAUCUGUGCCGCGAGAUAGCCAAAUCUCAAGCAUGUUACACCGUGGUGUCCAGCAACAAAUUUGUCAGGAAGGAAUACAAGCACCGAGUCACCCUGAAGCUGUGUCCAGACCAGAACCUGUUCCUAGUGGAGGUGACAGAGCUGACCAAGAGUGACAGCGGAGUCUAUGCCUGUGGGGCAGGCCGGCAAACAGACCGGGGCAAGACCCAGAAAGUCACCCUGGAUGUCCACAAUGGCUUCCGCCUCCUCCCAGAGCCCACCAGUGCAUUCCUCAUGCCUCCUGUAGAGUAUGAGCCAUUCUGGGAAGAGGAGCCGCUGCCACCCUGGUUUCAGAAAGGUCCACCCAUGGAGAUGCCCCCUUGGUUCCAGGAACCUGUGCUUGCCAGUUCCUUCGAAGUCCUUUCCAAAGCAAUCUCACCAGUUCCAACGACGGAGGCCCCUCCAGCACACCGCUCCUCCCCCACCACCCCAAUCACCCACCACCCUCGAGUUUCCAGGUCAUCAUCAGUGGUGGCGGCCAAGCCCACCACCCGCCUGCCAUCCAUUACAAGCUCAAAGACCUCAGCACCGGAGGGGCUGCUCAGGCCCCAGACAGCCAGCUACAACCAUCACACCAGGCUUCACAGGCAGAGAGCCUCCCACCACGGCCCAGCGUCCCCAAUGGAAGACCAGGGGUUUCACCUCCUGAUCCCCAUCUUCCUGAGCCUCAUCCUGCUGACACUUCUGGGGCUGCUGGUGACCAGGGUCAUUCAAAGGAAGAAAGCCCUCUCCAGGCGGGCGAGCCGACUGGCCCUGAGGAUGAGAGUCCCGGGGGCCUCCCAGCGGCCCCAGUCGCAGCGGCCCCGCGUGUCCCAGCGGCCACGCUCCCAAAACAAUGUCUACAGCGCCUGUCCCCGGCGCGACCGGGGGGCGCACGCUGCGGGUGACCUGGAGGCACCAAUCUCGAGCCCCGGAGCGUCGGCACCGCCCGCCCCGCCGCAGGUGAGCUCUGCCCCCGCCCAGGUGUCAGAAGCUCCCUGGCCGCACGUGCCACCUCUGAAGACCAGCUGUGAAUAUAUGAGCGUUUACCACCAGCCUGCCGCCAUGAUGGAGGAUGCUGAUUCCGAUGAAUAUGUCAAUAUCUCCUGCCUGACUCACCCCUCCAGCUGCCCCCCUGGGCCCAGGCCUCUGCACCAAUGAGUCUUGUUUGUCUGCUGGUUUCCAACACCUGCUCCGUCUGUUUUUAGAGCCCUCGUGAUGUCCCACACCUCACCUUCCAUCCUGUCUCUGCCUCAUUGCCCUGAGCACAGCUCAGUUCCCACAGCUCUUCUGCACACCUUCGCAAACCCCCGUGGCCUUCAGGUGGCUUCUGGCCAUGCAGGGCAUUUGUCCCGAUGCCACCUGCUUCCUUUUCACGCCCUGUACCAGGCUGUGGGAUUUGCAGACUAUCUUUGAUCACAGGGGUUUUGCUGCCUUGGCUCUAGAGCAUGUGGCAUCGGGCCGGAGCCCAGGCAUAGCUGUUGCUUUGGAACCCUGCCCAGGCCUGGGCCUCAGACCAAUAGAAGAUCCCUGGACUGCAACGUGAGGCCUUGCCUCAGCCCUGUGAGCUAGGAGGGGGCCUGGUAUGAAACACCCGUGGCAACAUCUUGCCGUGGUCUUAAUUAAGGGUGGCACUUACUAGUGAGCUUUACUCAUCUUGUGUCUUUAUUUUGAUGUGAUGAAGGAUUCUAAAUUUUCAGAACCAUAUAUAUUUCCCCUUUGUCCCUACAUCUUCUUUAAGUCUCCCUUCCUUGAGGCUCCGAAGGAUCCUAACCCUAGCAUUUCCCCUCUUUUAAAAAUUAGUUUUUGUGACUUCUAGAGGACUUUAAGGGAGAGGUCGACAACAAUACAGUCAUAGUAGGAGACUUUAACGCCGCCGAUGUCACUGGAUAGAUCUUCCGGACAAAAAAUUAACAAGGAAACAGAGACUCUAAAGGACACACUGGAUCCAAUGGAUUUAAUUGGCACUCAUAGAACAUUUCACCCCAAAGCGGCAGAAUAUACAGUCUU
Messenger RNA from Eptesicus fuscus (big brown bat), 2267 nucleotides. It is a transcript of the gene FCMR, whose product is annotated as Fc mu receptor. Gene Ontology annotation, cellular component: plasma membrane. The record is from RefSeq and is a predicted model, not a curated record. The transcript is spliced from 8 exons. Gene Ontology annotation, molecular function: transmembrane signaling receptor activity. Bases 102 to 1418 code for a protein of 438 amino acids. Lineage: Eukaryota; Metazoa; Chordata; Mammalia; Chiroptera; Vespertilionidae.